Molecule: messenger RNA, 950 nt
Organism: Prunus avium (sweet cherry)
Lineage: Eukaryota; Viridiplantae; Streptophyta; Magnoliopsida; Rosales; Rosaceae
Source: RefSeq, a predicted model, not a curated record
ACGAUAAAGAAAUUUAUGCUUGCUUUAUUGCUUUCUUUCAAAUGUCACAAAAGUUGAAGAGCAAAGUUGAAUGUUCUGGUAACAAUAGUAGUGAAGCCAAAGAAUGUGGCCUCCCUUUGGAGAAACUGAACCUUGGUCCAAGGAAGAAGCUUCUUAUUCUUGGUGUUGGAGGAUUGCUCUGUCAUAGGGUAUACCGCUGUGAAAAAUCCGGCAUACCGAAAUUCCGCCGUCCAGAUGCUGCAUAUGGAAACUUUUACGUGUACAAGAGGCCUUACUGUGAAGAUUUUAUGAAAUUUUGCUUGGAAAGAUUUGAAGUAGGAAUAUGGUCUUCUGCAAGGGAAUGGUACAUGGACAGCGCCUUGGAUUGUGUAAUGAAGGGAUUGAGGAGAAAAUUGGUAUUUGCUUGGGAUCAAGCUGAAUGUACUGAUUCUGGGUUCAAGGCCUUGGAGAAGAGAGACAAGCCUAUCUUACUGAAGGAGUUGAAGAAAAUAUGGGAAAACAAGGGUUCCAAAGCCACCCUUCCAUCUUGGAUUGUGCAGUAUUCUUCAACCAACACACUAUUAAUAACAACUCCUUACAAGGCUCUGCUAAACCCUCCUCACACAUCCAUUUGUCCUGCUGAAUUCAAAGUUGACCAAGUUGAUGACAUGGCUUUAGGCCCUAAGGGUGAGUUAAGGCUUUACUUGGAAGGACUGGCAGAUGCAGAUGAUGUUACUUCUUAUGUUGAAGAGCAUCCAAUUGGCCAGCCUGCAAUAACUAGUGCUCAUGCUGAUUGGGAUUUCUAUUCAAAUAUUAUCAGUCAUUUUCAGAAGGAUUGAGCUGUUGCAGAAAAAAAAGAAGAAAAAAGAACUCCAUUGUUAUGAAGCUGGAGUGGUUUAAGUGAUUUUGUUGUCCAGGGAUUUGUUGGAUAUGUUCUGCUUUUAACUAAAAUCUUGGCCUUUUUAGCAGCA